This is a messenger RNA of Fulvia fulva, 1860 nucleotides long. Its product is annotated as Putative cryptochrome DASH, mitochondrial. The transcript has 3 exons. Bases 1 to 1860 code for a protein of 619 amino acids. The record is from RefSeq and is a predicted model, not a curated record. Gene Ontology annotation, molecular function: damaged DNA binding; FAD binding; deoxyribodipyrimidine photo-lyase activity. Lineage: Eukaryota; Fungi; Ascomycota; Dothideomycetes; Mycosphaerellales; Mycosphaerellaceae. Gene Ontology annotation, biological process: photoreactive repair.
AUGCAACGCGUGCUGGUCUACCUAUUGCGAAGGGAUCUACGACUUGCCGACAACCCCAUCUUCCAUGAGUUAACUCGAUUGAACUCUCAAAGCAAGCGACCCUUUACACAUAUUCUUCCUGUCUUCCUUUUCCCGGCGCAGCAGGUCGAGGUUUCCGGAUUUCUGAGCUCAGAGCAGGAAAAGUCGCCCUACCCCGAAGCCCGCAGUGCGACAGGAAGAUAUUGGAGAUGUGGCAAGCUCAGGGCGAAGUUUCUGGCCGAGAGCGUCUUCGACUUGAGGAGUGACCUGGAGAGGAUCAACAGUGGACUCACAAUCCGCGUGGGUACCGUCAAGGACGUCGUUCGCUCUAUAUUGGAUGGCUACCGCGAGCGUGACGACGCAGAAGUACAGGGACUAUGGAUGACAAGCGAAGAAGGUUGGGAAGAGCAGAUUGAAGAAGAUAAUGCCAGGAACCUUAUGCAAGAAGAGAAGAAGGAAUUCAAGCUGUGGACCGAUGAGAAGUAUUUUGUGGACGAUCGCGAUCUGCCUCUGAAAGACCCGAGAGAGUUGAACGAUGUAUUCACAGCCUUCCGAAAGACGGUGGAGCCUCUAAGGUCCGCCCCUAGACAGGAACUGCCUAAGGUGAAGCAACUUCCACCACUGCCCGACUUUAUACCGGAGCAAGCGAAGCCAUUUGAAAUCCCACAGACUCUCAAAGGUACCAUAGCUAGGCUUUCCAAACCACUGGACAAAGACAACCAUCUUCCUGGGGACCCGACGUUGCCUAAUGGCGCGAGCUCUGCGCACCCAUUCAUCGGUGGAUCAAAAGCUGGGCUCGAGAGAGUAAACCACCUCCUCGAGACUGGUUCCAUGUCGGCGUACAAGGACACCCGAAAUAGACUGCUGGGCCUCGACUUCUCCACGAAGCUCUCAGCUUGGCUAGCGUUAGGCUGCAUUACGUCGAGACAGAUUCAUUGGCGCAUGAUCGAUUUUGAGGACGGGAAGGGUGAAGUUGGGAAGAACGCGCAGGGCUACGGCAAGGGCGAGAAUAAGGGUACUGCAGCAGUUCGCUUCGAACUUCUUUGGAGAGAUUAUAUGCGCCUUUGCACUCGAAAGUUCGGCUCCCGGCUCUUCUGGGUUGGGGGAUAUAAAGGGGAUAAGGAAGCGGACUCGAAGUUCAUCAGCUCGCCAUACACCAACUCCACCAAGAAUAAGAACACCGGCGGUACAAACGACGACGACACUCGUGUCACCCUGGAACGUUUUAUGGCUGGGAGAACUGGUACUGGACUAAUCGACGCAUCUCAGAGAGAGCUGUACAUGACGGGCUGGACUUCCAAUCGUGCACGGCAAAAUGUUGCAUCAUAUUUGUCGAAACACCUUGGCCUCGAUUGGCGCAUCGGUGCCGAAUGGUAUGAGAUGAAUUUGAUCGACUAUGACCUUUCCAGUAACUGGGGAAACUGGCAAUAUGUUGCAGGCGUAGGCAACGAUCCGCGAGGUGCUGCGCGAGUGUUCAACCCAGUCAAGCAAGCUGUCGACUACGAUACGAACGGAGAAUAUGUCCGUACCUGGGUCCCGGAGCUGAGGUACGUGGGACGGUCUACAGAAGGCGCGGGCGCUGGCAAAGGUACAAAUGAGAACCAGGGCCAGAAAGAUAGCCUCGACUCUCUAAUGGGUGUUUUCCAAGCUUGGCGAUUGCCUGCACAGGAGAAGAAACGGCUCGGGUUGGAUGGGGUCGAAUGGGUUGAGAAACCACUCGUGCAUAUCGAUUAUUCUGUCAAUCGGCGUGGUGGAGGCGGUCGUCGGGGCGGCCGUGGCGAUAGAGGGGGAGGGAAUCGCGGUCGUGGUGGACGAGGCCGUGGCCGUGGCGAGCACCGAUGA